AUGAAGAGUGUGGAAAAUGUAGAGUGUGGAAAAUGUAGAGUGUGGAAAAUGAAGAGUGUGGAAAAUGAAGAGUGUGGAAAAUGUAGAGUGUGGAAAAUGUAGAGUGUGGAAAAUGUAGAGUGUGGAAAAUGAAGAGUGUGGAAAAUGAAGAGUGUGGAAAAUGUAGAGUGUGGAAAAUGAAGAGUGUGGAAAAUGUAGAGUGUGGAAAA
This is a messenger RNA of Pocillopora meandrina, 209 nucleotides long. The record is from the annotation of a GenBank genome assembly. Lineage: Eukaryota; Metazoa; Cnidaria; Anthozoa; Scleractinia; Pocilloporidae.